UUUUCGAAUCUAAAACAGAAACAAGUUCAAGAUGAAAGCUAUUUUCUUUAUUCUUUUGAUCGCAGUUGUCUUCAUUUCAAUGGAAGCAUCAGCAAAACAUCUCGUUGGAGAUGAAUCAAUGAAUCUUGUCUCGAAUCAUGGAAUGAUUGAAAAACGUGAAGCUUGCCGUCGUCGUGGGGAUGAUAGUGAAGAUGAAGACGAAGAUGAUGAUGAAGAUAGCGAUAGCGACAGUGACAGUAGCGAGUAA
Molecule: messenger RNA, 247 nt
Organism: Clunio marinus
Lineage: Eukaryota; Metazoa; Arthropoda; Insecta; Diptera; Chironomidae
Source: the annotation of a GenBank genome assembly